Molecule: messenger RNA, 468 nt
Organism: Toxorhynchites rutilus septentrionalis
Lineage: Eukaryota; Metazoa; Arthropoda; Insecta; Diptera; Culicidae
Gene: mRpL34
Product: 39S ribosomal protein L34, mitochondrial
Exons: 2
Coding region: 133-414 (93 amino acids)
Biological process (GO): translation
Cellular component (GO): ribosome; mitochondrial large ribosomal subunit
Molecular function (GO): structural constituent of ribosome
Source: RefSeq, a predicted model, not a curated record
AGAAACGUCAUAACAAAACAUCGGAAACGAAGACUAGCAACGACAGUAAACAAUCUGUUACAUAAAAUCUACGUACAAUUUUUAUUCUCAUAGAAAUUUCCAUUUCCUGUUAUCAUAGAAAUUAUCCAAACCAUGGCUUUGGUGCGAUCCUUUCAGAUGCUCAUUCCACUAGUGAUACCGAAAGCCCCAAUGCACUGCUUAGCCGGUAGCCUAGCGAAUACAUUGACGGAAGCUGCUGCCGGAGGGGCAUGGUCAAAACUAUCCACAAGAACUGUUAUUCGAAACCAAUUCCCAAGAGCACGAGAAACGAAACGUGUUCGUGUGCAUGGUUGGUGGAAGCGUAUGUCUACUCCGGAAGGACGCCGUACUUUGAUGAGGAGAAUCCUCAGAGGACGACAUGUUUUGUCACACUAGAAGUUAAUCUAAUUCAUUGCAAAUAUAUAUAAUAAAGCUUAAGUAUGUUAUCUA